This is a messenger RNA of Purpureocillium lilacinum, 1263 nucleotides long. RefSeq lists its product as uncharacterized. Lineage: Eukaryota; Fungi; Ascomycota; Sordariomycetes; Hypocreales; Ophiocordycipitaceae. The record is from RefSeq and is a predicted model, not a curated record. Gene Ontology annotation, biological process: positive regulation of transcription by RNA polymerase II. Gene Ontology annotation, molecular function: DNA-binding transcription factor activity; transcription cis-regulatory region binding. Gene Ontology annotation, cellular component: nucleus.
AUGGGCUCUGAUCAGCUAUGGUCUCGGUUACCGCCUUCGCUUCUGUCGCCCAUCAUGACCGGCAAGGACCGCACGGACGGUAGUGAUGUUGAGGAUGACCUCACAAAGUGGUCUCACCAUGUUCAGGCUGCCCGAUCCCCUGGACAGGGCCAUGGAGUCCUGCAGUUCCCCUUCAAGGACCCCAAGGCCGCACAGUACCUGAUGCACUUUAUCCACGACCUAUCUCCAUGGGUUGACAUAUGCGACCCCAAGCGGCACUUCGCCACCGAAGUGCCGAAGCGGGUGUGCCAUUUCCCGUUGCUGGCAUUCUCUUUGCUUGCCUUUUCUUCGCGCCAAUUGAGCUGCAAGAUGGGUACUCUGGACCCGGCCUGUGAAGCGUACUACUCGCAGGCCAUCACAAUACUGAUUGACUUGUUGAACGACCCGGUCCAGUCGGUCCAUGAGAACACACUUGCAAGUAUUGUGUUGUUGCGUCUCUACGAGGAGUUCUCGGACGUUGACCUAGGCACCCACCUCCUCGGCAGCGCCAGGAUCCUGGAUGCGGCGUCGAGCUUCGCGGCCCAGGGCGGACUCGGUGAGGCGGCAAGUUGGAUCGUCCUGCGGCAGAAUCUCUACGUGUCGUUUGCUAAUUGCGCGCCCGUCAACAUGGACCUUGCACACUAUCGCAAUUCGAGCGCCUUUUUAGAGGCGGACGACGGAUCAAUCGCGAACCGUGCUGUCCUGUUGUGCAGCCAGGUGUUGGCCUCUACAGUGUGCUCGACUCGCCAACCGACUCUCAAAGAGUGGACUGAGCUGUACAAUGAUGCCACCAGAUGGGAGGAGUCUGUGCCGGGGAGGUUUCGCCCGUACUAUGUCGAGAAUGUGUCGGCAAAGGAACCAGGCCGCGCGUUUCCCCUUAUUUUACUAACAAGACCGGCGCACGUGCUUGGCUACCAGCACUUCUACCUCGCGCGCCUUCUCUUACAUGUUUUUGACCCGCGGCAUUGGCACCCAAGCCUCCAUGCAUUCAGUACCCGAUCUACAGCAGAGGGCUGUGCUCUCUCCGAUCUACGUGCGUUUAUUGGCCUGGCCGUGAGCAACCCAAAGGUGAUGACCGCGUCUUUCACUGCGCAUCAUGCGCUCCAUACUUGUGGCUGUCUUUUGCGCAAUGCAGAGGACAAGGAGCGGGAGGCGGUGCUCGAGUUCCUGCGAGGGGUGUCAAAGAAGACUGGCUGGAGGAUACAAAAGCUCACAGAGAAGCUGAGUGCGGAGUGGUCAGCCUAG